AGAGAGUAAAGAGUUGACAGUCUGAGGAGCGGUUCAGGUCUCUCUCUUGCCUCUCUGAACAAGUUGCGGUUAACGUAAGGAUUUUCCAGAGUUGGACCAGGAUCUUUUUUGUCCUUCUGCGACAUGGAAACUCUAUUGGACACACAGCGAAGACUCAAGUCCCUGCUAUUAAUGUACCUCUUGGUCGUAAACGCAGCAGGUGACUGUCCUAAACCUGAGGGAGGGAACAAUACUGUCCUAACCAAUGAAUCACUUCUAAAGAAUGUUUUCCCAGAGAAUAUCAUGGUCACGUUAGAGUGUUCUAGUGGAUAUAUUAAAGAAAGCGGCUCUGAAUUUAUAACUUGCAUUAAUGAUCAAUGGACUGAGUCAGAGCUCAUCUGCAAGAAGAAAGACUGUGGUCAACCUCCACCAAAGCCACAUAUGAAGUUUGAUACAAGUGAGGGUACUCUGUUUGGUGCUCUAGUAAAAGUAACUUGUGAAAAAGGUUACCAAAUUAGCGGGUCGAGCUACAAAGAGUGCUAUGAUCAAGGGUGGAGUGGCAGAGCUUAUUGCGAAAUUGUAACAUGUGACAAACCUGCAAUACCCAAUGGCAAUACUUCAUGGGAUUCUGGAGAUGAUCCAGAAUACAGCAAUACCAUACGUUACACCUGUCAUGAAGGAUACACCCUCAUAGGGAGUGAUACUGUUGUAUGCGAUGAAACUGGUGAAUACAGUCCUGAUCAACCUGUAUGCAAUGAAGUGACAAGAGCGCCAGCUACUACUUCUCGACCACAAGUUGCCAUAACGGAUUUGACAACAACUGACGCAAAAGUAUCCACGUUUUCAGAUUCCUCUGCUGCACCCACAGUUCACAGAACUCAAACUGUCACAACCAGUUCAAUACCAAAUCUCUCAACUUUACCAAAAGUUUUCAGAGGAAAAGCUACUUCUGCCGGUAUUCUGUCAACUACAUCAUCAUCCUUUCAAGGCAUGCAUGAUGGGAAUGUAAAUACUGCCACGGAUAGUGGAACAGUGGCUGCUGUCGUCAUUGGUGCUGUGGUUUUGUUAGGUGUAAUUAUAGGUUUUUUCCUGUUGCACAAGUUUAACAUGAGAAGAAAAGGCUCAUAUGACACCAGAGAAGACCAGAAGCCGGGGUUAUUACACUUCCAAAAUCUUUAGAUUGCCUGCCUCACCCAGUUCACAUGGAAUUUCACCUUUAUGAAAAGGCCCAAGGAUGUACCAUCAAACUGUGCCUCUCUGAGUUGACGGGGAAAGACAACUUACUUUCAUUGUUGCUGCAGUUCAUUUGGCAGAUAAUCCACCGUGCUGAGCUUACAUAGUUAAAGUAUCAAACUUGGAUUGCCUUUUGUAAUAUUAUAUUUGAUUUUUGCAUUAUUUUAAACCUAAUUUGUAAAUAUUUUAUUGUACUUUAUUAUUGCUGCUUAUAUGCUAUUUAUGUUAUAAAACAGAGUAAAUACAAUAAUGUUGUUUUCUUGUUGUUCUUGCAAAAACAUUUUUUUGUUUGCAGCUUUUGAUCAAUUUUACCACCAUAACUUUACAUGUCAUGUUAUAUGUUAAUGUGUGGUUUCAUUUGUCCAGAAGAAAGGAGGUUAGAAAGAGAUGCAGUGCAUACAGUGUGGUUAAUUCAGUCAGUAGAAUGAAGUGGUGACUUCUAAAGAUACAAUCAGCUGCAUUCUUUGCCUCCUGACUUUCUUUUCAUCAUUGUCUAUUGUUGAGAUCUAAGCUGCGGAAAAAAAGAGUAAACUGCACUCCCAUGAGAAAAGGGCUGUGUAGUUUUUUUUUCUCAUUAUGUUCUUUAGUUUUUUCCUCUUUGAUCAGGCAAGAUUUGGCUCUAUUAAAUAUGAAAGGAAUUUCCAAGACCAAGGAGCAAAAUUGAUAAAAAACAAACAAACAAACAAACAAAACAUAACUGAAUGGGUUCAUUGGACAGAUUGAGAAGCUGUUGUGAAAAUGAAAAUAAUCUACUAGAUAAGAGAAAGAUUUUAUAACCUAAUUUUUGUUGUGCAUGCUACUAUUAUGCAGGUUAAAGAACAUGAUGAAGUCUUCAUCACACCUUAAAAUGUAAAAGUUUCUCUCCUAGGAGGAGAGCAUCAGUGAAUGCAUUCACUGUCAUGUCAACAGAUUAGCACAAAGCCAUUAUGCUGACAAGGGUGUGGAUCCAUACGGACACAAGCCCAAAAAUAAAAUGUGAUGAUGACUGUUUCAUUGUAUCCUGCUCAAGUGAUGUAUUUCAUUCAGUGUAAUACUUCAGCUCUAUCUCACGGCAGGAUACGCCUUCAUUAACAUAGUUGUUUGUCUUAGUUAUGCUGACAGACAUUUAAUUAUCAGAGGGAAGUCGUUUUUGUUUUUCUCAGAAACCUUGACAAUCUUGGCAAAAACAACAAUCCACCAUAAGACACCUUAAAAAUGAAAUUUAUUAUAUUUAUAAGGUUUUCUCACUGGUCGCAUGUCCACUUUGCGUUGGACUUUUUUGUAUUAAAAGGAUACAUCUGAGGAGUCUGUUUUUCUUAUUGUAACAAAAACAAAACUAACAAUUUUUUGUCCUAUAAAAGUUUUUCUUCCUUUGAAGCCAUUGUUUGUUGAGCAAAACAAAAAUCACGUCACUGAGACAUUCAGUCGCAGUAUGUGACAAAUAAACAACUGAAAAUGCCUCUGCAGGAAAAAAAAAUUAAAUAAAUGCAAUCCCCCAUAGCACACAUCACUGUCUGUCUUCAGUAGCCCGAGGCAUUUCUGGAGCAGCCAUCUAAAGGGGCCGUCUUAUUGAUGUAUUCACAGAUGCUCCAUGAUUUGUCUUAAAUUGUGGCUCUUACACUCAAUAAACUUUGUCCUCUUUCUGUUGCUCAUAUAUCGUCAGGGUGCUGGACUUUGGGUGGUGACUAAUAUACUCAGGGAAAAAAAAGAAGGUAAGGAAACAAAAUAGGUGUUAGGAUUGGAAUAUUACAUGGAGAAAUGUACAUGCUAAAAAUGCUAAAAAUUUGUCAUUCUAUCUCAUUACUAGGCAGUUAAUAGGACUUGUACUCUGUUUUUUAAAGAGAUGUUACUGUCAUGAAAUUAAAAUGACAAUCCUUAUAUAAGGUGCAUAAAGAAACAGACCCAUUUAGUCCAUUGCUAGAUGGUUGUUAGGAAACACAGUAAUGCUAUAUAAGAUUUGAUAUAGAUACGAACCUUCAAGGGCCUCAGAUUUGCAUGUGUGUCAAGUGUGGUUGCUUAACUCCUAGCAGGAGUUGGGGGACAAAUAAACAAACAAACACAGAGACAUGUUUGUUUUUGCAAACCAUCCACCAACUGAGACAAAACCACAGAUAUGAAAUGAAAAGAAAAUUCCUUGGAUUGUCGAAGUAAUUCUGUUUCCUGGCACCUAAAGCCUUUGCACAAUUUAAUCAUCCAUCCAUCCAUCAAAAGUUUUGUAACAAUUUCAGACCAAUACUGCCACCCCUAAAGCCAUGCUGCUAUCAUGAUUAAGAGUGAAGAAUCUCAUUGGGCUUCUCCUUUGAACAGAACAUUACAACAAACCCUCUAACAACAUGAUGACAAAUCCAGCGUCUGGGGAGGGAUGACGCAUGAGGAACUCACAAUAUUGGCCAGUCUUUUAAAAGGCUUAGUCACCUAGUUGUCAUCAAAGUGGCUUACCCUUUAAUUACCAGCCUUGAUCCUUUAAUUCCCACCAGUCUUGUGAUUUUCAACAAUACUCAUUUGUGCAGUUAACAAAAACAGUUUUCUGUCUAAUUUUCAUAUAUUGACCAGCCAACUUUACCGAUCCUCUUCUGUAGCUUUAACAAUCAAAUAACAAAUACAGAAGUACAAAAACGAAUGGAAAGUUGGAAAAACAAGUGAAAACAGAAAACAAGCUGGUUGUCUUUCGUGUCUGACCAAGUGUUCCACUCACCAAAUUGUGUAACAUUUAUUCUGCCUACUCUUUAACUUUGUUUUUCCACUGACCUGCCACACCCAUAGCAGCUCACUAUGUAUCAUCACUGUCAUAAAACCUUAAAAAAACUGUCACUGUCAGAAACUCUUUAAAAAGAACUGCAAGAGCAGAUUUACAGGAAAGAAAAAUAAAGGAAGGAAGUGAUAAAACCCUGGCUUUCUGAGUUCCAUGUGCUAUGCAUAAGGUUAUACUUAAAAGUAACUCCAUUAGCUCCUCCUGAUUUUCCAUUAGACUUCCAUGAGCUUUUGUCCUGUUUGUGAA
Haplochromis burtoni (Burton's mouthbrooder) is the source of this 4189-nucleotide messenger RNA. RefSeq names its product complement decay-accelerating factor. The coding region runs from base 124 to 1158 and encodes 344 amino acids. NCBI's taxonomy places the organism in Eukaryota, Metazoa, Chordata, Actinopteri, Cichliformes, Cichlidae. The record is from RefSeq and is a predicted model, not a curated record. The transcript has 13 exons.